AUGUACAAUCUGACAGCUGCAUUACGACCUCAUGGUGCUUCAUUGGGACCAGUAUAAAAGGAGGAAGGCCAUCUCCCGACCCUUGAGUUCGAAGUCAAGAUCAGCGAAGAUGAUUGCCACAACGGUGUGUUUCUACUUGGUGGUCUUGGCCAUUCUCAUGGCCUUCCUGUCUCCCACAGCAGAUGGUUGCUUCAUCCUGCUUGCGUGCCUGUUGAAGUCACCCCUCUGUCCGUUCAACACCACAUCAUCUGGAUGAUAGAGUGCAUUUUUUUGUUGCCCCUUGCCGCGCCCGAUAAAUACGACUAUGCAUUAAAAAAUAUAUUUACUAAAAUAUAACUAACUUUUCAAUUUCGUUGAC
Molecule: messenger RNA, 358 nt
Organism: Drosophila melanogaster (fruit fly)
Lineage: Eukaryota; Metazoa; Arthropoda; Insecta; Diptera; Drosophilidae
Exons: 2
Coding region: 110-256 (48 amino acids)
Source: RefSeq, marked reviewed